Messenger RNA from Oppiella nova, 822 nucleotides. The record is from the annotation of a GenBank genome assembly. NCBI's taxonomy places the organism in Eukaryota, Metazoa, Arthropoda, Arachnida, Sarcoptiformes, Oppiidae.
AUGCCUUCCGAUAAGUUAAGACAUCUCGAAGUGGACGCCAAUCAGGCCUUCGAUCAGUACCGGGAGAUGUACUUCGAGGGCGGCGUGUCUUCAGUGUAUUUAUGGGAUUUGGAUCACGGAUUCGCUGGAGUCAUACUCAUCAAGAAGGCCGGCGACGGAUCCAAGAAGAUUAAGGGCUGUUGGGACUCCAUUCAUGUCGUCGAAGUGCAGGUACUGUUGCCAUCGAUGACUGCAUUUGUCACACGAGAUAACUGUUGUCCACCUCUGAAGGAGAAGUCCAGCGGACGCAACGCUCACUACAAACUCACGUCAACUGUGAUGUUGUGGUUACAGACCAACAAAGACGGCUCCGGGACCAUGAAUUUGGGCGGAAGUCUUACGCGACAGAUAGAGGCCGACAAUACUGUCAAUGAGACGAACCCACACAUCGCUAACAUCGGAAGAAUGGUUGAGGAUAUGGAGAAUAAGAUCCGCAACACAUUGAAUGAGAUUUACUUCGGCAAAACAAACAGUAUAUUAAACGGUUUGCGUUCAGUUCACAGUUUGGCUGACCAGAAGUCAAAGGACGCUCUCCGGACAGACUUAGCACAAGCCCUGCAAAAGAUCAAGAAAACUGAUUUGAAUAACUGAUGACCACUUUGUACAGCAAAACAGACUUUCAAUCGUUUACUUAUCUAUUGAUAUAGUUUUAUAAUUUCAAACAAUACACUGAUUUCUAACUUCUUGUUCUAAUUAUGAUUUUAUUAUUUAAUUCCUUCAUUGACUACAUUAUGGCUUUUAUUAUAACAUUAAGUCAUUUUAGGUGUUGUCUCUUUUCAGGAC